Molecule: messenger RNA, 1755 nt
Organism: Lodderomyces orthopsilosis Co 90-125
Lineage: Eukaryota; Fungi; Ascomycota; Pichiomycetes; Serinales; Debaryomycetaceae
Exons: 1
Coding region: 1-1755 (584 amino acids)
Biological process (GO): positive regulation of transcription by RNA polymerase II
Cellular component (GO): mediator complex; transcription regulator complex
Source: RefSeq, a predicted model, not a curated record
AUGACUGAUAUUGCUAGUUUCAAGGAUCCUAUACUAUCUCUAAUAAGGGAUCCCAAUUUGAACAAAGACCAGGCCAAAUCCAACCAGAUCAUCAACCUCAUACAAGAAAUUUCCGAACGUCGGUUGAACAAAUUAUGUUCAUCUACAUAUGUAAUCUUGCAAACUUUGGAUAAAAUUCAACUCAAAUUCAAAAGUUGGGAGUUUUUAUCUUUGGAUUAUAAUUCAAAUACACAUUUUGAAAGUGUUGAUGAUAAAAUUAAGAUUUUCAAUACUGGUGUUGCUGAUAAAGUAAUACAAGCAUGUACUGAAUUGAAUUUCAAAAUGGUUAAAAUUGCAACUGAUAUUGAUUUAAUUAGUAAGUCGUCAAGGACGUUGUCGGUGCUGGAUUUAAUUUCUGAUGAAGGGACAAUGUUGACGUCGUUGUUGUUGCGAGUAAUUAAAUUGAAAGAUGAGAUUGUCGAACAGUUGUCGGUUUCGUAUUCGAAAGCGAAAUUAAUUUUAAUUGGACGAGAUUUGGAGUUGUUACAUAAUGAUGAUGAUAAUAGUGAUAGUGAUAGUGAUAGUGAUAGUGAUGAGGAGGAUGGUGGCGAUGGUACGGUCAACUAUUACAAGACAUUUAUUGUUACUUUAUUGAAGCAGUUAAAUGACGCGAUUUUAGCUAAUGAUUUCGACUCCAAAUACGAGUGUCUUGCUGUGAUUAAUGAUUUGGAAAAGAUGUUUGAGAAAUACAAGAUGGAAAAGAUGAUUGAUAGGAGGAUCAAAGAACAUGAUGAGGAGCGACAACAACAACAACAACAACAGCAACAACAACAGCAACAGCAACAACAACAGCAACAACAACAACAGCUACAGCUACAGCCGCAGCAGCGACAGCAACACCACAACCACCACCAUGCACAACAACACUACCAUACAACCGAACCAUCACCCAAAUCCGAUUUGCAAUUUGGUUUUGAUGAAGAUACUUCUUCAACAUCAGGAAGAGAUUCGCAUGGACUUGAAGACACAUUUUCCGAAUACUCCAUGACUUCAUCCACUGCGUUCCAAGGACAAUUGCCCAUGGUUAGAUCAAUAACCCAAUCAAAACAAGGAAGAGGAGGAGGAUUAAGAGAAUCAAGAGAGAGUAGAGAUUUCUACGACUAUGAGCUUAGCAAUAGUAGUAUGUACAAGUCAUCAAUUACUGAAGAGUUGCCGUAUUUGAGAACUGCAUUUGAUUCAGCCAAGAAUUUUGAAAACGAUGUGAGUCAUUAUAAACAAGAUGUUGUUGGAGGAAGGAAUGGAGAUGGAGAUGGAGAUGAUGGAUCAGAAAAGGAAAACAAGGGAUCGGGAACUACAAGAUCACGUCGUAAGAAGAAACAUCAAAAGAAGCAGAAUCAACGACAAACAGUAGAGGAAGAGGAGGAAAUAGAAGAAGAAGAUGGUGGUCAUUCAAAAAGGCAACCAUUUUUUCACAAGGUUAAUAAUCUACCACAAUCGUCACUUUAUACCGAAAGUAAAAUCUUAACACCACAUUUGCAAACAUCUACUACUACAACUCCAUUUUUGAAUACGAAUAGUUUAUUAAGAACUUUGGGAAUACGACCGCAGGUGAUUAAUGUGCCUCAAGAAAACACUGUGGUGGAUGGGUAUAACAAGAAACAAAUUGCAGCAAAGGAAAAGCAAGAUAAAGAAAGGAAGCAACAACAGCAGCAUCAAAAGUAUUUACCAUUGUCUGAAGAGAAUGUUCUUCAUUUGAGUCAUGAGUAUAUUGAUUAA